This is a messenger RNA of Triticum turgidum subsp. durum (durum wheat), 573 nucleotides long. The record is from the annotation of a GenBank genome assembly. Lineage: Eukaryota; Viridiplantae; Streptophyta; Magnoliopsida; Poales; Poaceae.
AUGGGGCUCUGCCUGUCCAGCGGCAGCGCGCCGGCGGCGGUUCGGGCAAAGGGGCAGCUUGCCUGGACGGCUGGCCAGGUGCUGCUUCCAACGGGGGAGCUGCGGGAGUACCCGCGCCCGGCCACAGCGGGCCAGGUGCUCGACGACUCGGUGGCUGGGGACGCCGGUUGGUUCCUGUGCGACGCCGACGAGAUGGGGUUCGAUGGCCCCGUGGCCGCCGUGGCCGAGGCCGAGGAGCUCCGCCCGGGGCAGAUAUACUUCGUUCUCCCCGCUGAGGCUCUACGGAACGGCCUGCGGCCCGAGGACCUCGCCGCUCUCGCCGUCAGGGCGUCCGCGGCGCUCAUUAAUAAGGCCAACACCGCAGCAUCCUCUGCCACCGCUGGUCGACGGAGGCGCGCUGGCUCCGUGGCGCCGCUCGUUUUCGCUCCUCCCCAGGAGGUGAACGAGACCGUCGCUUACAAGACCGUGCCGGCGCUGGCGACGAAGCGGCGGCCGGUGGCGCGUGCGAAGAGUGCCGGGAGGAUGCAAUCGCGCUUCGCACCCGAUCUGACCGCCAUUCCCGAGUGCGAGUGA